AUGGAGCAACAAAAACAGAAGAAGAGAAAAGUAGUCUCGAAAAGUAAAAGAACACAAUCAAAAUCAGCUUCGUCCCUUCCUCUGGAUCUAACCUCGGAGAUACUCUUAAGGCUACCUGAGAAAUCUAUUGCGAGGUUUCGUUGUGUGUCGAAGCUUUGGUUAUCAAUCACCACCGAUCCAUAUUUCAUCAACUUGUUCGAAACUCGGUCCCCACGGCCGAGUCUUUUAGUUUGCUUCAUAGAAAAUGACAAGUUGUUUGUGUCCUCAAUUCCGCAACAUCUUCAUUCACUUCAGAAUUCUAAAAGGUCUUACUCUUCUUCUCAGCUCUUUAUCGUUAUCAUAUGGAAUUACCAGAAGGAUGUAGGCUUGAUCUGCUUUAAGACAUCAAAAAUGCCGAUAGUUUGGAACCCUAGCAAGAGACAGUUGAUAACUUUACCCAUACCCAGAUUAAGCUGGAAUAAUAUAAUAGUUUUUCUAGGAUACGAUCCAGUUGAAGGUAAACACAAAGUAAUGUGCUUGCCUUUUAGAAGAAGUUCUGAUGUAUGUCAAGUGUUAACAUUAGGACCAGCUCAAGAAUUCUCAUGGAUAACGGUAAAAACGUACCAUAAGCAUUGUUCUGACUAUCAGAGUUCUGGUCGAUGCAUCAAGGGGGUUGUAUAUUAUAUAGCUCAAGUUUAUCAUACACAUGCUUGGGUUUUAAUGUGUUUUGAUGUCAGAUCUGAAAAAUUCGACAUGAUAAAAUUACAUGCGGAUAUUUAUAGGGAAAUUCUCAUAACUUAUGAGGGGAGGAUAGCUUGUGUUGAAAAACGUACCACGAAGGAUGAUUACAUAGCAUUGUGCAUUUUGGAGGACGCAAAAAAAGACAAGUGGUCGAGUAAAGAUAUUCUUGCACCUUUUGGUCACUUUGAUGAAAGAUUAAGAACCUUUUUCCAACUAAAAGGUUGCACUCAUGAUGGUGAAUUUAUUUUCGUAUCUUCCACGUUUCGAAAGAUGGAUUAUAUUUUAUUUUUUGAUCCGGUGAAAAAAACCUUUAGAAGAUUCGAACUUAAAGAAAUUGCAGACGACCAAGCUAGGGUCAAUAAUGGAGAUCCAUAUGGACCUAUAUUUGCGUUCUGUGCUUUCUUGGAUCACGUUGAGAGUCAAAUGUCUUUGCAAUAA
Messenger RNA from Arabidopsis thaliana (thale cress), 1158 nucleotides. Its product is annotated as F-box and associated interaction domains-containing protein. The coding region runs from base 1 to 1158 and encodes 385 amino acids. The transcript has 2 exons. NCBI's taxonomy places the organism in Eukaryota, Viridiplantae, Streptophyta, Magnoliopsida, Brassicales, Brassicaceae. The record is from RefSeq and is marked reviewed.